Molecule: messenger RNA, 461 nt
Organism: Aegilops tauschii subsp. strangulata
Lineage: Eukaryota; Viridiplantae; Streptophyta; Magnoliopsida; Poales; Poaceae
Source: RefSeq, a predicted model, not a curated record
GUACGAGCUCGCCGCCGCUCGCCGUCUUCGAGGCCGGUGGCCGUCGACCUCCUUGCCGCAAUGCCUUCCUGGAACGACGAGGAAACCAGCUCGGAGGAGGAGUGCGAGGUUGUCAGCAUGGACAUGGGACUUAUGGAGGAACCAGACACCACUGUGGAGCCCCUUUUCUGUGGCCAACUUGAGCUUGCUCAUCCCAAGUGCAUUCUGCACCAACUGAGGCCUAUUAAGCGUGUUGCUUUUGAAGGGCCUGUAACAGGAAGGCGUUUCUAUGGCUGCCCAGUCCAGGAAAAUGGUGUGAAUUGUGGUGUUGUAGAGCGGGUUGAUGGGCCUUGGCCAACUGUUCUUCAGAGAUGUCUGUGCAAGCUAUGGGAGAUGUUCCAUGAGCAGAACUUUGGAAGGGUACAGGACAAGCAGAAGUUUGAGAAGGAGUUGGCCAGGCUUAAGAGUGAACAUGAAAGGGA